CUUCAGCACAAGAAAAACAACUGAAAUGGUGUCUGUUUUAAACAGCGAAUAUUGGUAGAUACAUCGAUAUUUAGGUACGUUUUAGCUUUAAGUUUCCAACAUUGUUAUGAAUUAACUUGCACGAUUUUUAAUAUUAUUCGAUCCGUUAGUUUACAAACAUAGUUUUAUGGCCGAAUUGGCGAAUUCAUGGCCCAAAAAAUUGCAAAAAUCGAGUUGAAAAAUGUACCAUGAAUUUCAUGCCGAUCAUGCAAUUUGAAUGCAUAUAUAUUUUAUCCACGAUUUCUUUAUUUCUUCCAGAAUUAUGGUCAGUGAGGAAAGAGUACCCGCAGAUGUAAGUUAGUAAAGCUGGACGUAAAUAAUUUAUUGUUUAUAUUCAAGCACAGCAUGUAUUUUCUGAAGUUCAUUGAAAUUAAUUCGGCACUUCAAAAUGGCAGAGAAAAUGCCGAUUUAGCUCCUACAAGUUGAGUUUUACUGCGUAAAUCAAGCAUACAACCCACCCACGACAACGUAGGUGAAUUGUAUGUUUGAUUUACACCAACGGUUUUCAACUGGUUUUCUCAUGUGUCCCCGAUUUCGCAUGAUUGAAUUACCACGUCCCCUGAACAGAAAUUGCAUGCCCACUGAAGUCUAUCAAAAACACAAAUUUCGAAAUAGUUAGUAAAAUAGUAAAUGAUUUAAAUUUUAAAUAAUAGAUAGAAAGUCAAGCAAACAUGUUUAUAGUACAAACUAUUGUAUUCAACUAUUGUAUUCAACUAUUGUUUUCUCAGUCCUAGACCAGUUUGUGUCCCCUAGGAAUUUGCCAAAUGUCCCCUCUCGGGGACAUGUCCCCCAAGUUGAAAACCGUUGAUUUACACAAUGGGACUCAAGUUGUAAGCAGGUUGCAUGCGACAGUUUUAGGCAAAAGUUGUGUAGUACUGUAUAGUGUUAAAAUCGGCCUAAAAUGUCAGUUUAAAAUUGAAAAUAUAUAUCGCUUGUUAAAUGAUAGCACCUCAAAUUAAUGAAAACUAUAAAUGACAUAAUAGCUAAAUAGCAGUGGGAGAUUGGAUGUUGUGCUGUUUUGUUGCAAUUUUAAAUGAGAAUUAUGACAAAAAGAGUGAAGAUUUAAUUUCCAAGAAUAUAGUUUUUCACUCAUUGUGAGGCCUAAGAAAAAUACCUGUGGUUCCGGUUUCAUAUCGUGAAAAAAUUAGGGUCGGUAGGUCGGAAAUUUUUUUUUCGAAAUAUUUUUUUCACGGUUUUGGCGUUUUUUUUGCUGGGCAAUUUCUAGUAGAGUUCCGACAUCAAUAUUAACUAGAGAUGCGUAUUUCCCAUGGACGAAUUUAGGCAAUUUGGCUCAAUAAUUAUUGUGACAACAGACGCCAUUUUGGCAUGCUGUAUGAGCAGCCCGCAACCACCCAGUAAAUCACAUUGAAAAAAUAAUAGGGUCGGCAGAAAAUAAUAGGGUCGGUCGGGAACCGGAAGCACAGGUAUUUUUUUAGGCCUGAGGGGAUUAAUAAUUCCCAAAUGGGUAAUCCAAGACAAUGCGAAAGUUGAUGUUAAAUAUGUAAAGGUAGCAAUUCUCUCCUCAAUUAUUUUAAGACCUAGCUUGAGCAGAAGUCCGACCGAGGAUAAUGAACUUGGUCUCCCAGCUUGAAAGGCAAGAAUGGCAACCACAACGCCACAAGUGCUGGUUGUACUGGUGUCCCAUUAGUAGGGAUGCACCGGAACUGGUUUUUUAAGUUCCGGCCGGAACCGGAUCCGACCGGAACUGGAAAAAAGUUCCGGCCGGAAGUUCUGGCCGGAACCGGAACUAAUUUAUUAAGCCAUAUAUAGUCAUAUGUUACUUUGUCCGCUGCCAGACAAGCAGACACUUCAAAUCAUCAAGUAGAGAGUUCGCAAAUGUCAGAAUAAAAAGACUGACAAACGUUAAACGUCAUAAUGAAGUGUUAAUAGUGUACAUUUCCCUUGCGUAGUCCAACUUUCUUCCUACUGUGACCUUUUGUUAGACACAAAAAGUUUUAUAUUCUAUCUCCCUGAAAACGACAGAGUUCCGGUUCCGGCCAUGCUUUUUUUACUAUAGUUCCGGCCGGAACCGGAACUCUAAAAAAUCGGGGUUCCGGCCGGAACUAACCGGCCGGAACCGAGUUCCGGUGCACCCCUACCCAUUAGCAGUUGUGAAAACAGCUAGCUAAUGUAAGUAUAUAUGGAUACAUGAUCAUGAUCAUGGUAAUUUCAAUUGUAUUUUGCAGCAAGCGUCAGUGAGUAUCAAGCAUAUUGAGGACAGGAUAAGAAAUGCUGUGAAUGCAAAGAAAGUUAGAUGUACCGAAUAUUUCAAGGAUUAUGACAGAUUGAGAACAGGAUAUAUUACAAGUAAGCUGACAGCUUCAUAUUGUACUAGUUAGGGGAGGGGCAUAGAUGGUUGUGAGAAUGUCAGCACCGAUCCUACCUGCACUGGGUUGAAAUUUUAAUUCUUUAGUUGCCUAUAAGUGCAUGGAUACCAGUGAAUAAGUCUGCGAGAUUGCCAAAUUUAAUAUCAUGUCUUCCGAUAUCACACUCACUCUGGAGCCCCUGUCACCAUGAGGGCUACCUUUGCAUUGUAUUGGAUUUUUAUUUCACAUCCCUUAAUUAAAAGGCUUUUCAGCAAAAUUUUACAUGAGUGAUCUAAACACCAUAAUAAUAGAGACAUACACAUAACAACACACUGUCACACCCACACACAUGGUCGUACUACACAAAUAUAAUAUAUGCUAUUCACCUCAAGAUUUUUUAAGAUUGGUCCUAAAUGUUUCUACAAGUCUCUGUUUUAAAAUAUUUUUGAAGUCUUUUGUUGUUUCGCAGGCCCUUAUAGCUUUUGGCUAAUAUUUGGAACUUUAAAAAUGCGACCUGGCGCCUGCUCAUUUCAACCCAGUGAUUGCGAAAGUCAGCAUAUUAAUUAUUUCAGUCUGCUGUUUGCUAAUAAUUACUAAUACUUCAUUCAGGGGUGCAUGUUCAACAAAUUGCUGGGGGGGGGUGCAAUAUGGGACCGAUGUUCUGGUUCUCUACAAUUAACAGACAAAUUCUGUUGCAUGUGGAUUAAAUACCGCUUAUGGCAAAAAAUCGGGACCAACGUUUGAUACAGAUGUCUCAAAGAAAGUUGGGACCAACUUUUUGUGAUUUUUGAAUGCUGGGGGGGGGGGGGGCUCCCCUCUAAUGUGCACCUCUGAAACAAUGCAUAAAAAAUAUAUUUAUCAGACCUACCCGCCCUAAUUGUUUCAGUAUGUGAAACUAGAACCAUGGGAUAUAUUUCAGUUUAAUUAAAAUUGAAAACUUUGUUUGUAUAAUUUGUAUAUCAUUGGGAAGAUGGUCUGAAUGGCAAAAUAUGUAUUUGAGGUACCACUUUCCAUGUGAUUAUAGUAAUUCCUCGCUCAAUAAUUAUUUCUUUUAUUGUACAGGUGCCCAAUUUGAAAGAUGUCUUGACCAGUUAUUCUCUGUGCAAUUGAGUCAGCCUGAAACUCAAGUUUUGUUGUCCAAAUAUGGCAAUAAUCCACAGCAAAGAGGAAUGGUGUGUUAUCGGGAUUUCUGUGCCGCUAUUGAUGCAAGUGAGUCCAGCAGUGUUGCAACUAUCAUAAAUUAUUUGUUUUGCAAAUAAUGAGGCUUCAUUAGCACAAUCAUCAGAGCAAAUGCCUUUCACUUCUGAGAUUGUGGGGUCACUUCAAAGUCGUCGG
Messenger RNA from Paramuricea clavata, 3680 nucleotides. The record is from the annotation of a GenBank genome assembly. Lineage: Eukaryota; Metazoa; Cnidaria; Anthozoa; Malacalcyonacea; Plexauridae.